Thalassophryne amazonica is the source of this 1891-nucleotide messenger RNA. It is a transcript of the gene nudt9, whose product is annotated as nudix (nucleoside diphosphate linked moiety X)-type motif 9. Lineage: Eukaryota; Metazoa; Chordata; Actinopteri; Batrachoidiformes; Batrachoididae. Gene Ontology annotation, molecular function: ADP-ribose diphosphatase activity. The record is from RefSeq and is a predicted model, not a curated record.
CCGCUCGAGCGCGUUCUUUCGGUGACGUCACGGCAGCGGGCGGAGCGAGCACUUCCUGGUUGUGUUGCGCUUGUUGUUGAUUUAUCUUCUUGAGGAAUGGUACGUUAUUUAUUUCUGGAACAAACUUGGCUUGGACGGAUUCCUCUUGCGCUGACUCUCCUCGGGCUCCCGUGUACCGUCUGCAACGUCGGAACCAGACCAGCUCACGUCUGCUUCUCCAGCGUUCCAUACACAACCGGUCAAAUCGUUGUUCCCAGUGCCUGCAACAUGACAUCCCCAGCAGCACCUCACAUCAAGUCUAGAUGCCCUCAGUACCCAGGGUCAAAUGUCAAACGAUUCUCUGUGCCUGAUGACAAAGUGGACUGGAAUAAGGACUGGCCCAGUCAGUAUAAUCCCCUCAGCUACACCGCUCAGUCUGUAGCGAACAAGCCAGCAUGGGCAGAUCCUGAUAUUGGGGCUUUCUCCCCUUUAUUCAACACUGAUGGUCCUGUGGACAGAACAAGCUUUGACGGCAACUAUAAAGUGAAGAAUGGAAAGCCACUAAAUCCUCAUGGACGCACAGGGUUGACUGGAAGAGGUUUGUUGGGACGAUGGGGACCCAAUCAUGCAGCAGAUCCCAUUGUCACCAGGUGGAAGGUCGGAGACAAAGGAGCAAAGAUGAAUCACUCAACCUCCAACAGGCCAAUCCUGCAGUUUGUGUCCAUCAAGAGGAAAGACUGUGGGGAGUGGGCCAUUCCAGGGGGGAUGGUGGAUCCCGGGGAGAAGGUCUCUCUCACACUGCAGAGGGAGUUCUCGGAGGAAGCGUUGAAUUCGCUGGCAGUCAAGCCAUUAGAGAGGGCACAAAUCCAUGAGCGUAUCGUUAAUCUCUUCAGAUCGCCAGGGUUUCUGGUUUAUAAAGGCUAUGUCGACGAUCCUAGAAACACUGACAACGCUUGGAUGGAGACCGUUGCCGUGAACUUCCACGAUGAAGCAGGUACCAGCGUGAGUGAGCUGCCGUUGCAAGCUGGCGAUGACGCUGGACAAGUCCAAUGGGUUGACGUCGACUCCUCAUUUGCCCUCUAUGCAAGUCAUUCACAUUUUCUGGAGCUGGUUGCCAAAGAAAGAAAAGCCCACUGGUAACUAAGAACAUAAGGGUAUGUUGUAUUUAAAAUAAAUAAAAAUGAAGAAAACACCAGAGAAUUAAUACUUGUAACUCUGAUCUUAGUUCACUUUAAUUUUGCAUUUAUGCUACAUGCCACCUAACCUCUUUGGAACCAUCCACUGUCAGAAUGAAUAUAAUAUUAUAUUACAGCUAUAACGAUCAAAGUCUGAAAGUCAUCCCGGUGUAGUGAUGGUUUAACUUUUUUAUUUGUGCCACUGUGUGCAGCUUGUGAUGUCACCGAGUUGUUUUAUGCUAAUGAAGUACUGUCGAUCUUGCCUCCUUGAAAAUGGCAUGUAGAGAUCUGAGUGGCCGUGUGAUCACAUGACAUGGCUUAAAUAUUGCACAAGACCAAAGUGUGCUCUUUGAAAUCCCUUUUAUAGUGCAGUGUUGUAAUGUGGCUUUUGUCACAGAACAGAAAAGAAAAGAAAAAAAAAUUGGGGGCAGGGGAGGAUAUAGUAGAGUGCCUAUAUACUGAGACUGGCAACAUUCAGUGUCCCAGGGCUGUAACUCACAGGUGCCACAUUGUUUCAGACACAAGAGUAUUCGCCCAUUGAUCACAUUGUAAAUCUCACACACAUCUCUCUCGAUGCAGCGGGUUGUUGAAUGCACGCUUUCAAUCCCCAAAAACUGUAAAAAUGGCAGGAUGUCAUGCAUAUGAGUGCCACAAAUUGUUCUAAAAGGGAUAUAAAAUGUACAGAUUUCCUGCAGAUAGAGAAAAGAGAAAAUGUGAUUAAAAUAAAGCAACAUCCA